UAGAAUUCCACCUCCCUCGAUCCCCACCUCCUGCCUGCCUCUUCCCCCACUCUUUAUCCCACGCCACCUCUUCCUGGACCUUCUCUUUAGCUCUGAGACCGCUGAGGAGAGAGCCACCGAGAGUUCGGGCGCUUCGGGAUGGAGAAGGCUCCAGCCACCCGGCGCAGGAGUUCGGGCCAAGGUUCUGCCAAGAAGUCUACAGCACGGACCCCGGCUCCCCGUCUCCCCUCUCAGGCUGUCCCCGAUCUUACAGACGCGGUCCCAGGGAAUGUCCCUCACUCCAAAAGGACGGAAUCUCUGCGAGAAAAGAAACCCCUAGAUUUCCAGGAGAAGCUCCCCGCCAGAGCCCCCGGAACUCUGCCAGCUAAGAAGCUCCCCGCCAGAGCCUCCGGAACUCCGCCAGCUAAGAAGCUCCCCGCCAGAGCCCCCGGAACACUGCCAGCUAAGAAGGAGCCUCCCCACCCAGAGGACGGAGGUACGCAGAGGGACAAGAGACCGGAUCUCGGGGAGGAUCGCCCUUCUGGAGCCUUGACAGCUGUAUCCUACGAGCCGGAAAUUUUGCCCAAGGAAAAGAGGGGUCCAGCGGGACGGGAGAACUCGGUUAGGAGGAGGCUACAGCGUGUGGUGGAGAAACUGAGGCUGCGGCGUCAAGAGAGGUCCGAAGCUUGCGGGCUGGUGAACAAGGUUUUGGACCACUUGCAACGGCAGCUGCCCCUCCGCGACCCAGCCUUCAAAGGCAUCGUGGCGCUGGGGACAGGCAGCUACUACGAGCAAGUGAAGAUUUCUGUUCCAAAUGAAUUUGAUGUCAUGCUUAAACUAGAAGUUCCCAGAGUUGAACUAGAAGAAUAUGAUGAAAGUGGUGCUUUUUACUUCGUGAAGUUUAAAAGAAAUCCAAAAGGAAACCCUCUGAUUAAAUUUUUGGAUAAUGAAAUAUUAUCAGCUUCUAAACUGCUUUCUAAAUUUAGGAAAAUCAUUAAGGCAGAAGUAAGCCAUAUUAAAGAAAUGGACAUUAUUGUGGAGAGGAAAAAACCCAAGAGCCCAGCGGUAACCCUUCUAAUUAGAAAACCUGAAGAGAUAUCAGUGGAUAUAGUCCUAGCUUUGGAAUUGCGGAGCAGCUGGCCCCCAAGUACACAAGGGGGUCUAACGAUCGAAACCUGGCUAGGAAGAAAAGUAAAGAUGGAAUUUAAAUACAGGCCAGUUUACCUCGUACCCAAGUCUGUAAAGGAAGGAAAUGGUCUUCAAGCAAACACCUGGCGGCUUUCCUUCUCACACAUCGAGAAGGACAUAAUAAGGAAUCACGGAAGUGAAAAAACGUGUUGUGAGAUGAAUGGCGUGCCGUGUUGCCGGAAAAAAUGUUUAAAGUUGAUGAAGUAUCUUCUUGAAAAGCUGAAAAAAAAAUUUGAGAACCGGAAGGAACUAGACAAGUUCCAUUCUUACCACAUGAAAACUGCCUUCUUUCACGUAUGUGCCCAGAAACCAAAUGACAGUCAAUGGCAAUUAGGAGACCUAGAACGGUGUUUUGAUGACUGUGUGAGUUAUUUUCUUCAAUGUCUCCAGUUAGAACAACUUUUUCAUUUUUUUAUUCCUAGAUAUAAUCUGUUUAGUCAUGACCUCAUCGACACAAACAGUCAAUCAUUUCUGUUUUGGCAAAUUGAAUUUCAAAGAAACAAUAUGUUUCCAUUAUUUGAUGAAUAAAAUUAUGCUUGGAAAAGAA
Monodelphis domestica (gray short-tailed opossum) is the source of this 1714-nucleotide messenger RNA. It is a transcript of the gene CGAS, whose product is annotated as cyclic GMP-AMP synthase. Lineage: Eukaryota; Metazoa; Chordata; Mammalia; Didelphimorphia; Didelphidae. Gene Ontology annotation, cellular component: nucleus; site of double-strand break; cytosol. Gene Ontology annotation, biological process: cellular response to exogenous dsRNA; positive regulation of type I interferon production; positive regulation of defense response to virus by host. The record is from RefSeq and is a predicted model, not a curated record. Gene Ontology annotation, molecular function: 2',3'-cyclic GMP-AMP synthase activity; double-stranded DNA binding; chromatin binding.